Molecule: messenger RNA, 3835 nt
Organism: Rattus norvegicus (Norway rat)
Lineage: Eukaryota; Metazoa; Chordata; Mammalia; Rodentia; Muridae
Source: RefSeq, a predicted model, not a curated record
AGCCUCACUUCUUGGCUUCCGCUCUCGUGCGGCUGCGGGCGGGGCGGAGAUCCGGACGCCCUGAAGUGGGCGGGGCAAUGAAGUGGGAGCACCUCCCUCAUUCCAAGUUUUCCACUCCGGGUUCGGCAGAGCAGCGGACCGGUCCUUGCCGCGAACCUCAGGGAGGAACAAGCAAGCUGCAAAGUUCCCGACCAUUGCUGGAGUUCAUAGGCGUGGCGACUGGCAUUUUCGUGAAUCUCUGAGCCGGAUCCGGGGCGGCACAGAAUCCUCACCGCUUCUCCUCGCAGCUCCGGUCACACCUGUUGCUCAGACGGGUAUGGCAGAGAAUGCAGCCGCCGAGCACCAUUCUUUCACAGGAGCUUCAUGCCUUUUGGUUUUUCUGGGCUGUCUGGGGUUCACGCUGUGCGCCGAUAUAGACUCUCUACGCUGCAACUUGAUUGUCAAAUCUGCUAUCAAACCUGGACAGCCGUGGUAUGAAGGACCAUGCUCAAUGAAUGGAAAGACUCUCUUUCAGGUCACAUCUUUGGGUAAACUGACAAAGGAGGAAAAUGGCACUCAGGCAUGCCUAAUUUUGCCUCAAAGCCUGAAAAAUAUUUUAGAACUGAUGAGGGACCAUCUGCUUAACAUGGAAUCAGAGCAAAUCAAGACCAUGGGUAAUAACACCUUCCAGGUCACCAUGCAGUCUCAGUAUAAUAAAGGACAACUCAUUGAUGCCUUCUGCAACUUGACAGUUGAUGGACUUGCAACUGAUGGACAGUCUUCCUUCCACUAUAAUCCAACUAAAGAUAACUGGAGAGGGAGUGGUCAAUGGGAGAGAAACAGGGAACUAAAGAAGGGUCUACAGAUGAUGCUCAUGGGAGAUUUCGGCCACUGCUAUGAGGAAUUGUUGACACUCUCUGGAGAAACACCAAGUAAGUCAUUAGGAUCAACAGUAAAGACCCAGGCUAUCGUACAGCGUACACCUGCCACCCAGAUUCCAUUGAACAGUGCCCAAUCUACAUUUAUGAUCCAGAGUCAAAAUAUAUUUCUAUAUGUAGGAUUAGUCUUCAUCGCAUUGAUCACUUAGGAGUCUUUGCAGUUGCUAUGAUGGUGAAGAAAAAAGGUGCUCCCUGCUGCUCCUCUUCCUCUGCAGUCUGAUCUGCAUCACCAGCUGUCGGGUGACACUUGAACAUUGCCAGUGACUUCUUCAGCAAAAUCACAAACAUACGCAUUUCUGAUGUCAUCUCUAAAAUCCAUGCUGUUGACUUUGAACCAAACUGGUGGGAGACUGAUGGCUGUCAUCACCUCGCUCACCAGGGCCUCAGGGUGCACUAGGCUGUUGCCAUCAGGGGCUUCCUCUUCCUCUGAUCUUUUUUCCUUUCUCAAUCUUGCCUGCUGGCAUUGUGGAAAUCAAGCAGGGCCUACCUCUAAUUUACUCCUCACUCUGCAAAACAGAGCUUGCCCUGGGUGCCUCCAUUUUACUACCAGCAGCUGGCUGCCUUCUGAGUGCAAUGCAGACAUCGGAGGACACAAUACCUCACUUUACACAGAGGCACAUGUCCACUCAAGACCAUCCAAGAUACGGAGGCUGAUAAUCCCCAAAGUAAAAAUAUGUCGCCUCCACAGUUAUCAAAAUAGGUGGGAAGCAGUGCGCACAAGUGCAUCUCAAACCACAUCAGCAUCCAGCUCUGAGGAUUUAUCUCACCCUCGCCUGGAGCCCUGAAGAGGCCACCUGAUCCUGCAAUAGUUAUGUCACCACAAACCUGCCCCCUGGCUGUCUGGUGUCAGGGAACCUGCAGGCAGAGAACUCCUGGCCAUAUUAAGCCCUCAGCUCCACCCACACUGCUAAUGUCUCCUCCUUGAAUCACUGUCUGACAGCUCAUCUGCUGCUCAUGCUAAUGUGGGUCUGCAUCUCACCUGCUGGAUCCUCAGUCCUGCACCUCACCUGUGCAGUUCACUCAGUGUUGAGGCCUGGUGCAGCCCUGCAGCUCUCCAUGAGCUCCCUUCACAGCUCCUCUAACCUCCUGCAUUGAGUCUGUCUGUGUGUCUGUUAUCCCUCUGUCUCUGCCUCCAGUCUGGUCUCUUUAAACUCCAAUGGCAACUCUUUCACUCUUCUGCAGUCAUUCUGUGACCUAAGGCCAUAAGAUAACUGUGUGGUGUUCAAUGUGUGAUGUGAGAGUCUACCUCAUAAUUAAGAGUGGAGUAAGAGAGCCAGGGGCUGGCCAGUUGUCAGUGGUAAUUAGGACUACCUGGCAUCACAGCCAGUGAAUUGGAUGGAGCUGGUAAAUUAAGACAUAGAUGUGAGCACCUAUUUUCCUGGCAUAGCUCACUCUGGAUUUCAUUCACAAUAUUAUAACCACCCAGUGAGUAAACAGCCCAUUGUUAACAAUAUUGGCAAUACACAAUAUCUUUUUUCAACAAAUGAAAGGUCUGGUGCUAGAAAUAAAAUUCAGCAUCCCUUCCAAACCCUGGUGAACACUGAGUACGCUUUCUCCACUGACCCAAUGCCUGCCUCACACUGCAGUGUAAUUACACCUCACGCUGUUCAGGGUGUGAUCUGAGGAAGGCGAUAGGAACAGGGGAGACUUCCGUCCAGCCAUGGUCAUCUUCUUGACGAAGGUAUUUUUCUGUGAAAUGACUGAAAACUUGAACUCUGGGGUCUUCACAUCCUCGCUGAAGCUGUCAUGUUCUUUUAGGGCUAUCCCACUGUCCUCUAUGCUGGGACACGGCCAACCUGGAGGUGAAGGUGAAAAUCCUGGCUGUCAGCCCAGCCCUUGAUCCUCAUUGCUUUAGGCCUCUCGUGGUGGCCAUUGCAAACUCAGAAAGUCAGUUACAGCAGACUUGAAGAACAGACAGUGGUUUAGUCUGUUACAUAGCUUCAUGAGUGAGCAGCUCACACCCCAAGACAUCAAUGAAUGUGACUAUAUUAAAUGCAGAGACUUUUAAAAAUAUUAUGAGGCUGCUUUGCAAAUAUAUUUUGGGAACUGGAUCGAAUGGUCCUCAAACUUGAAUUAUGAAGAUCACUUGUGUCUUUUUUUUUUUUUUAAAGAUUUAUUUAUUUAUAUAUAAGCACAUUGUAGGUGUCCUCAUCUACACCUGAAGAGGGCAUCAGAUCUCAUUACAGGUGGUUGUGAGCCACCACGUGGUUGCUGGGAUUUGAACUCAGGGCCCCUGGAAGAGUAGUCAGUGCUCUUAACCACUGAGCCAUCUCUCCAGCCCCCACUUUGUGUCUUAACAUUAAAAGAUUACACACUUCUGAUGAACAAAUAUUUAAAAAAGCAUUUUAAAUCAAUCUUAGCGCUGAUAAGACUCCAUUGUUAUGAAGUUAAAGUCUAGACAAAUUCAGAUGAAAUUACUAGCAAUUAUUUUAUCAAAUCAUACAUGUAAUUAAAAAUCUUAAAAGAAAACCCCUACCACUUUACACUGAAUGUUAUAAACUCUGUAACAUACAGAACCUUCUGUGUUUUCAUAAUCUCUUAGCAACCAUGUUACUUGAAAUUAAGUUUUUGUACAAAGCCUUCUUCCCAUAAACUUCUUCCCAUCAGAGAAGCGACUUUUUGUCUCCAUACACUCACUAUCAUCUCUUUAUUAUUCCUUCCUUGUUAAAUUCCUGAUGUAAUUUAGACCUCUUGUUUUCCUGGACGUUAUAAAACCCUGAACACAGCAUGCAUUUGGAUGUACAACAAUAUUUUCACGCAUUACUAUGUUAUUGGUUAAUAUGCUCUUUCCUACCUAGCUUCAAUAACCAGGUUACAUUGCUUGUAUAAUGCUGAAAUUCCUUUUUUCUUCACAAAUUUUAAAUACUCCAGUGUGUGAGAUUUGAUUGUAUUUCAUGAAUUAAAAAAACUGAACUAGG